GUUUAAAUAUGGCUGCGCGCUGAUAAAUGUCACAUUAUCACCGUUCGGGGAAACGUUAUGCAGGCUAAUUAAAACACAUUUAUAUCAACCCUGAAGGGAAGUUGAAAGGAUUCCUAUCUGAGGAAAAUUGUAGCUUCAUUUGACGCCCUUACAGGGUUUUCCAAACUAGCAUCAUGGUCCAUCUAUCAUCACUCCUUCUAAAGAAUUACCAUGGGGGUCACGUUGUCAUCCGACUGGCUCUUGCAGGCCACAAUCAGUCUAACAGACCCUUUUAUCGUAUCGUGGCAGCUUACAAUAAAAGGGCAAGAGAUGGGAAAUAUUUAGAGCAGCUGGGCACCUAUGACCCCCUUCCUAACAUCUACAAUGAAAAACUUGUCAGCUUCAACUUCGAUCGAAUUAAAUACUGGAUCGGCUGUGGCGCACAUCCGACAAAGCCAGUGGCCAAACUUCUAGGUUUAUCAGGAUUCUUUCCCCUGCAUCCCAUGACAAUAACAGAAGCUGAGCGCCGCAGAGCCCAAGCAGAGCAGACAGAAACAUCCACAGCAGCAGCAGCAGAAGGUGUGGAGGAAGGACAGCAACAGGCUGAAGUGUGACUGUCCACUACUAAAGGAUGUCACAGACAUUUGGAAAGAGAACUGACCACUUUGUUUCCUGACACACUGAAAAGACUACUCACAGAGACUGUAUCUAAGUGCUUCAGUAGUUGCUGUGAAGAAUUCAUAUUAAAAUCAUGUUCUAUUAAUUCAUAA
This is a messenger RNA of Sphaeramia orbicularis (orbiculate cardinalfish), 749 nucleotides long. RefSeq names its product mitochondrial ribosomal protein S16 (gene mrps16). The transcript has 4 exons. Lineage: Eukaryota; Metazoa; Chordata; Actinopteri; Kurtiformes; Apogonidae. The record is from RefSeq and is a predicted model, not a curated record. Gene Ontology annotation, biological process: mitochondrial translation. Gene Ontology annotation, cellular component: mitochondrial small ribosomal subunit; ribosome. Bases 174 to 593 code for a protein of 139 amino acids. Gene Ontology annotation, molecular function: structural constituent of ribosome.